Molecule: messenger RNA, 1683 nt
Organism: Adineta steineri
Lineage: Eukaryota; Metazoa; Rotifera; Eurotatoria; Adinetida; Adinetidae
Source: the annotation of a GenBank genome assembly
AUGGCCAAAGGAAAAGAUACGAGUUUGUCAAUUAAUGCCAAUGAACGAUCAUCAUUAUUAAAUAAUCGACUAGAUGAUUCAAUACAUUCAUCUCGAAGAGAAUCUAUACGUGCUCGUUCAUCAUCAUCUGUUAAUGAAGCGACUAAAAAACAACGCUUUCGUGAUAUACGUAUUUGUUAUUUUGGCAUGUUUGUUAGCUCAAUUGUAUUCAGUAUCACUGUUUCAUCACUUUGGCCUUUUCUUCAAAUCAUUGAUACGACAUCCGAAGCUACUUUUCUUGGAUGGCUUGUUGCUGCAUUUUCUAUUGGACAAUUAAUAGCAUCACCUCUAAUUGGAUAUAUUACAAAUCAAACUAAUAAAAAUACAAUGCCUUUAGUUAUAAGUACAGCAUUGAUUGCUGCAUCUAAUAUACUUUAUGGUUAUGUACAAAGUAUUAAUAAUGUUGGUAUGUCAAAUAAAUGGUGGCUUAUGCUUUCUCGUUUUAUUAUGGGAAUUGGAGCAGCUAAUUCAACGAUAAUGAGAUCAUAUGCUUCAUCAGCAACAACAAUUACAGAACGGACAGCUGUCAUGGCUAAUCUAUCAGCUUAUCAAGGAGUUGGUUUUAUUAUUGGACCUCUUAUUCAAGCUCUUUUUGCUUUUAUGGGAUAUCCUGGUCCUGUUCAUAAGUCUUGGUUAUAUCUAAAUAUUUAUACGGCUCCAGCUUUUUUCAGUGCUUUAACAGCUGCCGUUAAUCUUGUGCUGUUCUUAGUUGCAUUUGGUGAUACACGAGUUGCUACAUCAACAAGAAAAGAUAGUGUCAAAAGCACAUCAAAUCAUAUUCAAUCAAAAAUAAAAUCUUCCAAACGACAUGAUCAAUCAAUGGCUAUUAUAUGUUGUCUUUAUAUGUUUUUUGUUGCUUAUUUAACAUUUACAAAUUAUGAAACUAUUGCUUCACCACUUUCAAUUGAUAUGUAUGCAUGGUCCAAAGAACAAAGUACUAGAAAUAAUGGUUAUAUACUUGGUGUACUUGGUGUUAUGUCUGUUGUAGUUUUAAUUGUUACGAAAUUAUUAGCAAAAUGUCUUCAAGAUCGAAUGUUAAUGUUGCUUGGUAUGAUUAUAUCUUUUCUAGGUUACGCUGUCUUUUUACCAUGGGGUUCUGAUUAUCCAAGUGUUCAAAUUGCAUCAUUUACACCUACGACUGUAACUAGUAGUGCACCAAUAACAACCAUGACAUCUAGUUUACAAACAACUACUGCUGAUGCAGGCGAUAAAGGUUGUCCACUUGAUUAUCAAUGGUGUUAUUAUAUACCACGUGUACAAUUAUGGCAAUAUAUAUUAGCAUCAGUUAUUAUUACAAUAGGUUUUUCAAUAAGUAAUGUUAUUUGUUAUUCAAUAUUUUCAAAAAAACUUGGUGAUCGUCCACAAGGUACAAUGAUGGGUAUAUUUACUAGUGCUGGUUCAUUUGCACGUGCAUUUGGUCCAAUAGCAGUUGGUUUUCUUUAUAAACAUUGGGGACCACGUGCUAUGAUGAUAUUUAUGCUUGUUUUUGUCUUAACUAGUAUUAUAGCAUUACUAUUUAAUUAUCAACGAUUAGAUGUUGAGGCUGAAGAAAAAGACGAUUUUGAUGAGGAUGAUGAUGAUGAUGAAGAAAGGAAUAUUAAUGGCGGUGAUCAAUAUAAUAACAAUGAUGAUAUUACUGAAUAA